CGAAUAUCUGACACACAUCCGCCACCAGACGAUCAGGAAUAUAUUUUAAUCAGCGGGAAUCUGCAGGAAAGAUGGAAAUACUUAAUUCUGAAAAGAAGAAUGAUGAGAGUUAUCUUCCGGAUGUAAACAAAACAUUCCAAAACACAGACGAAGCCUCGGAAGAAAACGAAAUCACUAACUUACCCCCAAUAUCCUCCGAUGAACAGAAGUCGGAGAAAGACGAUGGAAUGGAAGAACCACCUCAAGAGGAAGAGAAACAAAAUCAAACAAAUGAUAAAGAAGUCUUGUCAGAUAGAUCGACAGAACAGCAAUCGGAUAGAGACGGACAACAUGCAGGCGAAGUAGAGCAAGCGACUAAGGCUGAACAAGAACCCCAAGUUGAUCGCGAACCUCAGCAGGAAUAUGAUGAUACGUAUCACUCGACACUCGUCACAGAUACAGACGAACAACAUAAAAACGAUACUGAGAGAGAAAAUCGACAUGGAAGUGAAAAUGACGGUAGGGAUUCAGUUGUUGAUGAUAGGGAAGAAGACGAGCAUAAAGAAAUACCAGAUGAAACAUAUGGCGGUCUUCAAGACGAUUAUGGAAAGAAGUCGCAUAGAUCAGAUAGUUCCAUGUCUUCCCGUUCAGAAGAUAGCGACAAGGCCAAAGAAGAUCAGAAAACUGAACCUGUUAAACAGAAUCAGGCUCAACAGUCUAGAAAAAGUGUAAGAAUGGACGACAGUGUGAAAACAAACAAAACUUCUACUACGACUACAAAAACAAAAGGUAACACUCCUUCCUCUUCUUCCAAUUCUUCGUCGCCAGCACAUAAGCAUGCGACUCGAACAACAUCCCGUAGUGCACAACCCUUUAGAAGACCCGAUCAUAAACCAGAAGCCUCUACAAAGUCUACCUCCUUUGUCUCUCUCAGACGCCCAAAGACCUCUAACUACGGCAGCAUGAUAAGCAGAGGGAAAAAACAAGACAAUAAGAAGGAAAAACCCGCCAAAAAAGGCGAAGAAAGCAACAAAAAGAAGGAUUAUUUCCAGGAGGAGCUUCGACGACUACGAGUACGACUUGGAAAAGAGGCAGAAAACAUCAAGAAACCACAGUUCAAAGAACACGUUCCGUUUGUGUGGACAAGUCUGGAGCCUUACUACAACACAUAUGUACCUAAUUACCUGAUAAAUUUGCCCGAUGAAGAACUCCAGCCACAGAGGCCAGUCAGUCGUGGCCGCCCUCCACAGGGGGAUGACUUUCACCAAGGUUACACCACGAGAAGUACAGCUAUUGGACUGUGUGACCCUUGGAUUGACCUUCGCAUGGACAAAAACAUACUCCCUAAGUUAGAACAGCCAAAGGGACAGGGCCGAGACAAACCUAAAUCGCAAAAGAAAAAGAAAGAAUCAUCUCCAAAGGAAGGAAGCACAAGACUUCCUAAAUUUCCAGUUGUUGAUUUUAAUUCUGGAAAGGAAAAUGCCACCAAGAAGUUCCCUUACAACGAGGUUGCUAAGUUUAGGACGGAACUGAAGGACCGGUUUAGCUCAAACGCAAAGAAGAAGGUCAACAAGGAUUAUAAACGAACGAAGGACGAUUUCUACAGAAUGGAUCUUCACAAAUUGGACGAGAUACAUCCGCUCAAUCGUCCGCACAUGCGUAGGACAUAUUUUGCAUAUCUCCAAAACACUCCCGGAUCACGUAAGGCUGUAAAGGACUGUGUAAAAACCUUGGAUACUGACGAAGGAAAUGAACAGGACGAACAGGAAACGCCCGCUCUGGAGGAGACACACCAUCAACAAGCAGUGGCAAGCACUUGAGAUAUGUUAAACUUCACGUAGAUCAGACAGGUGACGUCAUGAAAUACUCGUAACGACAUGUUUGAUUACGUAUGGGAAUUCAUCAUGGCUGUGAAUGCGGACAUAUACAUUUGUAUGACGUCAUGGUUACGAACUUAUAUGACGUUAUAACUGUUUUCGUCGGAUAAGUUUCUAGAUUGUAUAUGGUUGAGACAAAAUUGUUAAACUUCAAAAUGUGAUCCUUUAACAUGACGUAAACCUAUUUAAUAUUUGUAUUACAAUGUUAUUAUGGUACUUCCUUAACUCUGAGAAAUAUUCCGUCCGGUAACAUUUUCAAACGAUAAAGUUUAGAAUGAAAUGCCAAAAGUCGUAUUUUGUAUUUAUAGUAUAUUGUGAAAGGGAAUAACUCCACUACAAUAAAUUCUUUAACCUCAGAAUAACUUUUUCUUCCUCUUGUAGGACUGUAUAUCUUGAAUAGAAUAAAGGGUAUCUAGGUCAAUUUAUGAUUAAUUUAUUGUUAUAAUUUUUUUCUGAAUGACAAUUAAAUUGUUCUGUUACAAUACAAGUAUUGCGUUUAAAACGUAAUCGUUUUACUUAAAUGUCAGUUUCUAUGUGCAAUUGUAGGCUUUUGUUUCAGAUAAGUAGAUAUGGACAAUCACCCUCAUUACAUGUAUAUCAGAAGAUAAAAAUACGAUUGAAAAAGAUAGUUAUAGAAAUACAUAAUGUAUGUUUAUAUUAGGAAUACAAUAUUAAAGUGCAUAAUUAGCCCUUCUCAUACAAACAAAAUAGAAAAAAAUAUCUGCAUAUUGUAUCUUUAUUAAAACAGGAGGGAAAUGAUAACAGCUUAGAUCGUUGCUAGGUUUUUGCUUGUUUGUUGUUGUUUUUAUCUUUAUAUUCAUCAAAGUCUCUUUUUAAUGCUGCUAUUCUUUCACUUUCUACAGAUUCAGUUAAAUAAUGUGCUAAAUUGACAUUUGAUAAAAAAAUGUGUUGUCUAUGUAUAUUGUGAUUUAAAUUGUUUAACACUUUGUGUACAUUGAAUUGUAUCGAUACCCACUACAGAAUGUGCCUUUCUCCCCUAACGGAUAUCAUUGAUCUAUAUGUUAGCUAUCUACAAGACUUUUAAAAUAAUUUAUAUAAUGUUGACAUUUCUCUAUUUAGGUAUCGUUUGUGUGCUAUUUGACACCCGUAUGUUAUUUAAUAUGGCCUUCCCAAAAAUAUCCUAUAUUGUUUAUUGUUUUUUUUUUUAAACUUAAGUUACUUAAAAGAAGUGGUAUGAUUCGAAUAUAGCAUAAUUCAAAUUCUGAAAGAUUUUAUGCGAAUGAAAUUGUUUUCAGAUAAAUAUGAAUGUAUGACUUAUUGUGUAAAUUGAUGACUGCCCAAGCGAUUGUGAUAACCGAUAGUAUUUGUUUAAUGUGUAAAGUAAGAUCAUGAACUUGACUAUUCUAAUGAAUAGAGUUCAUAAUGUUGUAGAAUACAGAUGAAAUAAACUUUUUUCUAUUCUAUAUA
Messenger RNA from Pecten maximus, 3284 nucleotides. RefSeq names its product myb-like protein X. The record is from RefSeq and is a predicted model, not a curated record. The transcript has 8 exons. NCBI's taxonomy places the organism in Eukaryota, Metazoa, Mollusca, Bivalvia, Pectinida, Pectinidae. Bases 72 to 1799 code for a protein of 575 amino acids.